AAUUUAUUAUUACUCGCAAAAACAAGCUGUGCUGUCAAUUAAUUGUCUAACAUAAAUGCUACAAAAUGAAAAUUGUACAAAAAAGUGUACGUAUCAUUCGAGCACAAUCGCAGUAAGCUAGUCAAAAGUGAAAACUUGAGAGCACACGUUCUGUUAAUAUUGCGUAUUUCGCUGAAAUCGACCUGAGAAACAGCAUCGGUGUAAAUUGUGUUGACCAUAUUCCAAGUGCAAACAAAAAGAGAACAUAAUGGGGCGCCGCUGCUGCGUUGCUGAUUGCCCCUCUACGUCGCGUCUCGUGGAACACCAUGGCGUCACUUACCACUCGUUUCCGAUGGACGCUGUAAUACGUGCCAUUUGGAUCAAAAACUCGCGCAUAAGUUUGGACCGCCAGAUUACGAAGAGUGUGCUUGUGUGCUCACGUCACUUUCGACGCCUCGACUUUAAUACAAUACGCAAUGGCAAGUACUUGCUGAAGCCGCGCGUCUUUCCCACCGUUUUUCCAUGGGGCAAAAUGGAGCCCGCCGAGAUUGAGGCCGAUCAUCGUGCGCUGCAACAGGCGACUAUGGAUGGCGCGGGGGCUAGCGGUGCUGCAAACAGUUCCAAUAACGAAGACGUCAUUAAGGCAACUGUUGAUCAAAUUGUUGCUCAAAUAUUGGCUGAAACGGCUGAGCGUAAUGCAGCAGCAGCCGCUGCAGCAGAUGCAGCCGCCAAAGCCGAAGCUGAGGCUGAAGGAGGCCAGAAAGAGGCAGCUAAGGAAGCAUCCGUUCCGAGCUCAAUCGCCACACCCGCUGCUGAGAGCACAGCAGAUAAUGCCGCACCCGAAGUAACAGCCCGUUCAACAGACUCGGCCAAUGAAACGGUGCAGCCUGCUUGCAGCAGCACCUCUUCACCAUUGUCUGCCACGCCACCUAAAUAUGGUUCGCCCACAAACAUGACAAUUGGAGCCCGCCUAGAGGCGCUGAGCGUCGAUGGCGCCUGGCUACCAGCACGCAUUGUUGAAGUCAACGAAUCGGAGCAGACACUCUUAAUCCGCUUCGAACGCAACAGCAAGCUUAAGGUGUCGCCGUCGACAAGCGGCAGCUACCAGGAAUGGAUCGCUUUCAAAUCGGAGCGCUUGCGGCAGCGCAUUAGUUCACGCGUACUACCCAUUUUCGAGCUAGAGGAGAAGUGCAUGGCACGGUGGUCUGGACCACGAAAAUUUCCUGGCACCAUCAAGAAACUGCUGGGAAACGACACGUACGAGGUGCUGUUCGACGAUGGCUACACAAAGAACGUGCGUGCCGUGCAUAUGAACAAAUUGCCCCGCCAGCUGUCAGCAGCUACCACAGAGCCAGACACAGAAACGUCCAUAACAGAUUCCACCGCUCCAACUGGGGUGACACUCAAAAGGCCAAGUACAGGCGCUGCAGUAACCAGCAACAAAAAGAGCAAGUUGACACCUCAACGCAAGGACUGGCCACUGCUGGAUAUGUCCAACUUGGAUUUGGCUGCUCUGGGACUGCCCGAUAUACCUCACGAUGGAGAAUGGACUUGCCACUGGGUGAAUGAUCAGCCAAUUGGCACCGAAGGUUUUCUGAUUGUGGGAGAGCACCAGAAGCCAACUGUAAUUGUGCACGACUGGCGACUGCCGCCCGGCUGGAUAAAGCACAUGUAUCAGCGCUCCAAUGUGCUAGGCAAGUGGGAUGUCAUUCUGGUGUCGCCCAGUGGCAAGCGUUUUCGCUCCAAAUCCGAUCUAAAGGUGUUUUUGGAGUCACAGGGCCUCGUCUACAAUCCGGAUGUAUAUGACUUUAGUAUACAUCGCCGACGCGCUAAGGAUAUCAAUGCAUAUGUCUAUACGCACGACUACAGUCCACAGCAGCCGGCCAAGCCGAAGCAACUUGAUGUGUCUCUGGACACCACAGCAGCAGCGCAGGAUCAAAACAAUAGCAAGUUAUCAUCAACCGCCACAUCCACAUCAACUCCCAUAUCAGCGGUGGCUACACGCCGCGGCGCUGGCGAGGAUAGUCAAUAUAUGGAAACACCGGUGGCCUCAUUGGUGCCACCUGCCGAAUUGAUGUCACCAUCGCCGCAUGCCCAAGCCAGUGAGACGGUGGCGCCCACAGCUGAAGCGGCCGAAGCCAGCUCUGCGCUGGGCGUGGAUGAGCAAGGAGCCGUGCUGGUGGAAGAUGGUUACGCGUUCAUUGGCGGAUUGAAGGUACAGAUAACUGACAAUUUGUUCGUAUGUCCGCGUGAAGGAUGCGGCAAAACCUAUCGCAAGGAGGACUUUCUGCAAAUACACAUACGACAUUACCAUAAGGAAUUCGCACAGCACGUCAGCCACUGUCCAAAGAUGCAGGAGCUGGCCGUUAAGCGUACGCAUCCCUCAUCAAUUGACCAAAACGAGCAGACGCCAAAGAACCAAAUACCCAACCAGCAAUUCUUUGCCAAGCUGCAUCAACAGGAUUUACAGCAAUCCCGCUCCUUCCGACGCCAACCAGCUGGCACCGAAACAUCUCCCACGAAUCGUGAUACAUCACCAACUGUUUCGCCCAGCAAUCGAUUGCUAUCGCCCAAAACAGACACGCCAACGACACCAAAAAAUGUGAAUCCGGUAGCAGUAGGUGUCACGCCAGAAACUGCGGCAACUCCGGCCAGUGAGCCAUCGCCAGUUGAAGUUGCGCCAACUCCAACUCCGCAGGAGCCCACUAAAGCCAGUACACCAGUUGUUCCGACUACAAUCAAUCGCUCAGCCAAACGUGCACGUCCUUCUUCUAGUAAGCGGUCCUCUGGAUCCCGUAAGAGCAGCCGGCAACGGACUCAGCGCCGCUAUGCAAAUGUGUCGCACGGGAAAAUGCCUGCGGCAAGCAAAACGCACAAUUCGCCAACCUCUGGCGUAGAUAUUGAAGAUACACGACUGCCUUUCAACACGCCCACUUCAGAGGUUCGUAACGAUGCUAAAAAGCGGCGCGUAGCUGUUUCAGGAACGCCGGCUAGUUCGCCAGCUCAUAUAGAUCCGGUGUCAACACCGUCCUCCAACGAUCAGGUGGAUAUAAAUGCAGCACUGGCACCACCGCCGCCGCCAAUGGCCAGCCAGACGCCACAGUACAUUAAGGAGAACGGCGAGCUGAUACGUAUUGUACGUAUGAGGCAGGAAGAGAUUAUUAAUUGCAUUUGCGAAUAUGGGGAAGAGGAUGGUCUGAUGAUACAGUGUGAGCUGUGCCUGUGCUGGCAACACGGCGCCUGCAAUGGUAUUGUCAAGGAGUCGGACGUACCGGAUAAAUAUGUUUGCUAUAUUUGCCGCAAUCCGCAGCGAGUGCGCGAUUCAAUGCGUUUUAAGCACGAUCAGGACUGGCUCUUCGAGGGUAAAUUGCCAGUGGCUGGCUAUCAUACGCCCAAUCCGCAGGCACCUAAGAAGUUCGAGCUCUUAAAGCGAUCUCACACACUUACUGGUAAUUUACUAGAUGCUAAACGUUCCAUGCAUUCUUUGUUGGUCAAGAUCAAUAUUGCUCGCAAUCGCUGCCACCCCAAACUAUAUCUGUGGGCCAAGAAAUGGGACGAAGAUCAGGCUGACAGCUCGACUACACCUGUCAAGCGCCCAAAAACCGAACAGACAGAUUGGCCGCAUGUGCCGCAACCGGAAGCUGCAAUUGAUCCUGAAGAGUGCCAAUACCGUUUAAUAGAGCACGUGAAGGUGCAGCAAUCACUGUUGAUGAAUCGUCUCAACGAUAUUGAAGCCGAAAUUGAUGAACUCGAAAAAGAAGACAAUUUGCCCGAUCUGAAAGAUGCAAAUAUGUCAACGACCAAAGAAUCAAUUGCUACCUUCAUUAAAGAGAUGGAAAUAUUAAAACGUCUUGCUAAACUCAACAAAGUAGCCAAUAUGAAGCAAACUCUAAAGGAUCAAGAAUCGGCGUCCGAUAUUACACACGUGUAAAAGGAGAUGAUCAUUUAGUUAUAAGUAUAACUUACCAUAAUAGUUUUCGUUGAAAAGUCAUAAGAAUAUCAAUACAUUUUUGAACAAUAAAACCUUCUAAG
This is a messenger RNA of Drosophila novamexicana, 4011 nucleotides long. RefSeq lists its product as uncharacterized. Lineage: Eukaryota; Metazoa; Arthropoda; Insecta; Diptera; Drosophilidae. Gene Ontology annotation, biological process: regulation of transcription by RNA polymerase II. The transcript is spliced from 5 exons. Bases 248 to 3910 code for a protein of 1220 amino acids. The record is from RefSeq and is a predicted model, not a curated record. Gene Ontology annotation, cellular component: NSL complex. Gene Ontology annotation, molecular function: DNA binding.